AUGAGCGUAGAUCAAAUGAAGGAUUUGUACAAUACCAUUGUCGAAUCUGAUGUGAAAGUUCAAGCACUUCUUCAAACUCGCGAAGGCUUAAAAGGAAUCGACAUGGAUGUCUACAAAAGUAAUACGGGAAGAGCGGCAAAGGAGUUUUUACGAAAGUCGCUGCAAAGGAUGGAAAUCACUUGGCCUUUUGGAGGAAACCAUCACUUCUACGUCAAUGAUCCUGAAGUGACAGCCGAGCAUGUGAAGGAAUUCAUCGAACAGUAA
Molecule: messenger RNA, 264 nt
Organism: Oikopleura dioica
Lineage: Eukaryota; Metazoa; Chordata; Appendicularia; Copelata; Oikopleuridae
Source: the annotation of a GenBank genome assembly